Molecule: messenger RNA, 2459 nt
Organism: Trachemys scripta elegans
Lineage: Eukaryota; Metazoa; Chordata; Testudines; Emydidae
Gene: KLHL20
Product: kelch like family member 20
Exons: 12
Coding region: 168-1997 (609 amino acids)
Molecular function (GO): protein binding
Source: RefSeq, a predicted model, not a curated record
UCCGGGGGGAAGGCUGGGGAGAACGGACCGCGUCCUGCUGGCGGAGCCGACGGGCGGAGGGGGCUGGUUACUCGCUGUUCCGGGACCCGCAGCAGCAGCACCCGCAGGCACAGACCCCGCGCCCGUCAGGUCUUGAAGUGUAAGGUGCAGGCUUCUCUUCACGGUGCAUGGACGGAAAGCCAAUGCGCAGGUGUACCAGUACUCGACCAGGAGAGACCGGAAUGGAUGUGACGAGCCGUUGCACCCUUGGAGAUCCCAACAAACUGCCAGAGGGGGUACCACAACCUGCUCGCAUGCCCUACAUCUCAGAUAAGCACCCUCGACAAACCUUAGAGGUUAUCAAUCUUCUGCGGAAGCACCGGGAGUUGUGUGAUGUGGUACUAGUCGUGGGUGCCAAAAAGAUCUAUGCACACCGGGUGAUACUUUCAGCCUGCAGUCCUUAUUUCCGAGCCAUGUUCACUGGGGAACUGGCAGAAAGUCGGCAGACAGAGGUAGUGAUUCGAGACAUCGAUGAAAGGGCCAUGGAGCUGCUGAUUGACUUUGCAUACACUUCCCAGAUCACAGUGGAAGAGGGCAACGUCCAGACCUUACUGCCAGCUGCUUGCCUACUCCAGUUGGCUGAGAUCCAGGAAGCCUGCUGUGAGUUCCUAAAAAGACAAUUGGACCCUUCCAACUGCCUGGGUAUCCGGGCUUUUGCUGACACUCACUCCUGCCGUGAGCUGCUGAGGAUUGCCGACAAGUUCACACAACAUAACUUUCAGGAGGUGAUGGAGAGUGAGGAGUUCAUGCUUCUUCCAGCCAAUCAGCUCAUAGAUAUCAUAUCCAGUGAUGAGUUGAAUGUUCGCAGUGAGGAGCAGGUGUUCAAUGCAGUGAUGGCCUGGGUAAAGUACAGCAUUCAGGAGAGGCGACCCCAGCUACCCCAGGUGCUACAACAUGUCCGUCUGCCACUACUCAGUCCCAAGUUCCUGGUGGGUACAGUCGGCUCAGAUCCACUCAUUAAAAGUGACGAAGAAUGCAGGGACCUGGUGGAUGAAGCUAAGAACUACCUGUUGUUGCCCCAAGAGCGGCCGCUGAUGCAGGGACCAAGAACUCGACCACGCAAACCCAUCCGUUGUGGAGAAGUGCUCUUUGCAGUGGGAGGCUGGUGUAGUGGGGACGCAAUUUCCAGUGUGGAGCGCUAUGACCCUCAAACCAAUGAGUGGCGGAUGGUGGCUUCCAUGAGCAAAAGGCGCUGUGGAGUUGGAGUCAGUGUUCUGGAUGACCUCCUGUAUGCUGUGGGAGGCCAUGAUGGUUCUUCUUACCUUAACAGUGUAGAAAGAUAUGACCCAAAGACGAAUCAGUGGAGCAGUGAUGUGGCUCCCACCAGCACCUGCAGGACCAGUGUUGGAGUGGCAGUUCUCGGGGGAUACCUGUAUGCUGUUGGUGGCCAGGAUGGCGUCUCUUGUCUCAACAUUGUGGAAAGGUAUGAUCCAAAAGAAAACAAAUGGACUCGGGUGGCUUCCAUGAGUACCAGGCGCUUAGGAGUGGCAGUGGCUGUGUUAGGGGGCUUUCUCUAUGCUGUGGGAGGCUCCGAUGGGACGUCGCCUCUCAAUACAGUGGAGCGCUACAAUCCCCAAGAGAACCGCUGGCACACAAUAGCUCCCAUGGGGACUAGACGGAAGCACCUGGGCUGUGCAGUAUACCAGGACAUGAUCUAUGCUGUGGGAGGCCGAGAUGAUACCACAGAGCUCAGCAGUGCCGAGAGAUACAACCCCAGAACCAACCAGUGGUCUCCUGUGGUUGCCAUGACAUCACGGCGGAGCGGCGUUGGCCUUGCAGUAGUGAAUGGACAGCUAAUGGCAGUGGGAGGCUUUGAUGGCACAACGUACUUGAAGACCAUUGAAGUGUUUGAUCCUGAUGCUAACACAUGGAGGUUGUAUGGCGGAAUGAACUAUCGUCGACUGGGAGGUGGUGUAGGCGUUAUCAAAAUGACACAUUGUGAAUCCCAUAUAUGGUAAGCGUCUAAUGGAGGGAAAGCCCUUGGUUCUCAAUCCUGUACAAACUGAAGAGACUUACUGACUCUGGAGCUCUGUGCGGCUCUAGUAAAAUAUAGAUCCACCUUAAUUCUUUGCUGGUGCCUCUUUCUAUGGAAUUAUAAAUAAAAUGACUUUUUGAGCGCACAUCCAAUGGGAGACCAUCUUGUCAGACUCCAGGAACCAUCUACUACAACUAGAAGCUUUGCUUAUGUCCAUAUUUUUUUCUAAAGUCUCUUGGUUUUUGAAUAAACUGAACUGUAAAAGUGACUGUAGCAUAAACAAUGACCUGGGACUGCAAGCUGUGCCAGGAGUCUGGCAAAGAGGAGGGCCUCUCCUCCUCCAGCAGUGGAAGUGGCAUCCAUGCAGUGGGUGAAAGAGGAAAGUGAUACUGAAAAUAGUGCUUUUGCCUUAUUUACAGAGAGCUUCAUUUAAAAAAAAAAAAAA